AUGUUCACGGUUGCGAAGUCUGCGGGGCAUGACAUCUUGAGCGAAAUCUGGAAUGCACUCUUAAAAGCGCUUGAAGACGGCGAAACCUUCGAGACGUUCGCGAGCCGGAUCAAACCCGAACUGGUCCGCAAGGGCUGGUGGGGUGAAGCGAUCGAGGAAGAUCCACAGACCGGCGAACCGGUGAAGGUCCGGCUCGGAUCGAUGCGCCGGCUGCGCACGAUCUUCGACGUCAACAUGAAUGUGUCCUAUGCGGCAGGUCAUUGGUCGAUGUUCGAGGACCUGAGAUCGAGCCGUCCCUUCCUUCGCUAUGUGGCGGUCCAGGACGGCUUGACCAGACCGGAGCACCAACGGCUGCACAAUGUCGUCUUGCCGGUCGAUCAUGAGUUCUGGAACCUCUACGCGCCACCCAACGGCUGGAAUUGCCGCUGCACGUUUCAAAGCCUGUCACAGCGCGAUAUCGAUCGGCUGAUAGCUGAAGGCGAAGAGUUGAAAUUCGAUCCGCCCCCUAUCUCUUUCCGGGAAUGGACGAACAAGCGGACAGGCGAAGUCAGACAGGUUCCAGACGGGAUUGAUCCGGGCUGGGACUACAAUCCCGGCCGGGACGGUCAUCAGGCAACGAUGGAGCGGCUUCUGCAGCGUGUUCCGCCUGAGUUUUCGGGAUGA
Effrenium voratum is the source of this 663-nucleotide messenger RNA. The record is from the annotation of a GenBank genome assembly. NCBI's taxonomy places the organism in Eukaryota, Dinophyceae, Suessiales, Symbiodiniaceae.